AACCAGCAUAUAUUUUCAGUUUGAAUCCAGAGCAUGGGUAAAUAAUUACUUGUACAGUUUUAACUUGAGAAAGAAAAAUUUCAAAUUGUUAUUCGUUGUGAAGUUUUGAGCCGCGGCGGCGCUUUCUGCAUAAAGAUGAAAUCGUUCUGUUUAUUACCACCAAUAUUACUCGUAUUCAUCGUAAGCAUCCACCAAAUUGCUGGAAAUGGCAUCCGAGUGCCCUUAUCAAAAUACGAGCCCGGAGAUGAAGUAAACGGUCAAGGCUUUUAUGGAACUAUUUCAAUUGGAACCCCGCCACAGAAAAUCAACGUUCUCUUUGAUUGGAAAACUAAUGGGAUUUGGAUGCUCUCAAGUUAUUGCAACGAUUCAGUUUGUCGUGCCCAAAACCACAGUACUUAUAACCACAAAAUCUCGACAACUUUCCGAGGUGAAGAUGACUUUGACACAAAAAUUUGGCAACAUCCUGGUGAAGCAACUGAUACAAUCACAAUAGGUAAUAUCCAGACACAAAACGUAUCAUUUUUUGUAACCACGAGCUCCGAGGAAUUCAACAGUACACCAUACGAUGGUUUUGUGGGAUUGGGAAGAGAAAGUGAUUUUAUACACCGCCACUGCGAAAAACUUGGAUUCAAGAGAAAAUUUUCAUUGUACAUCCAGGACAACAGUACCUCUGAAUUGAUGUUAUGCGGCGAAGACAAGACAAAGUUUCAGGGUAACUUGAAAUACAUUACUACAGAUGGUCAACAAUUUUCACGAUGGAACGUUGCAAUUCAAAGUAUUUUGUUGCAUCGUGGCGAUAAAUAUGUUUUAGAGAUGCAAUUCGAUGAUGCUCGUCGUUUUGCACUCGACCCUACCUCGUCAUACAUUACAGGGCCAAACGAUGUCAUUGCGAAAAUCUACAAUGAGUUAAACACCAGAACAUCAAAAAUCCGUGAUGACUUAAAGGAGGUCGACUGCAAACACAUUCAUACAUUACCGAAUAUCACGUUUAGAGCUGCUGACAAUAAUUUCACUCUUACAGGAAACGAUUACAUCAAACAGGUGACGCACAAUGAUGAACGGGUCUGCAUAGUUCAGUUCGUAUCACACGAAUACUCAGAAUUAUGGAUUAUAGGAAACGUUUUCAAUAGGAAGUUUUACACUGUAUUCGAUGUGGAAAUGCAAAGAAUUGGAUUCGCCGAAAGGAUUCAUGAUGGGUCUGCAUAAGAUAUAUUCCUUGUUUGAUAAGAAGACGAAGUAACGUUUCAAAAGGUCAAAAUAUUAAUAGGUAAAAUUAAGGUCUACCUAGUUUAAACUAUACCUACCCAUUGUAUUUGUUUCGAAUUAAUAAAGUAAUUUUAAUAAUA
Messenger RNA from Planococcus citri (citrus mealybug), 1346 nucleotides. Its product is annotated as chymosin-like. The coding region runs from base 136 to 1206 and encodes 356 amino acids. Gene Ontology annotation, biological process: proteolysis. Gene Ontology annotation, molecular function: aspartic-type endopeptidase activity. The transcript has 9 exons. Lineage: Eukaryota; Metazoa; Arthropoda; Insecta; Hemiptera; Pseudococcidae. The record is from RefSeq and is a predicted model, not a curated record.